AUGAGCCUCGAUCAUCUUAAGCGACUUCGACGCUCCAUGGAAAGGUGGACUCAGUUUGUGAAGAGCCAGAGGGAAACCCGCCACUCACUGAUUCUUGUAGAAACGCUCUCAUCGGUGUUGGUGAAUGAGGCAGCGCUGCGGGCUGGGAUGUACUUCAAGUGGUAUCGCUUUGCCCUCUUUGAUGCCAAGCUGCUGCGCCUUGAGGAGGAGAAGACGACAAUGCAGCGCGAGUGGGUCAUUGUGCAGAACGCGGUGGACAGAGGGAAUCUGUGCCUGAGCUUUGUGGUGAGGUUGAGGAAUUGGAGGUGGCGAUUGCUCAGCUGGCGUUUGAGCGGGACGAGGUGGAGAGCCAGAAUGCGGCUCUUCACUCCGAUUUGGAGUACCUGCAUGUGCAGAAGUCGCUUGACUGUCUCCUCGCCCUCUACCGUGACCCGCCCGAAGUUACUCGGGGAGCCCGCGGCUCUGGCUCUGUGCAGCGCAACCGGCGCUCGAACAACACAAGCCGUGACCGCGUGUUAG
This is a messenger RNA of Trypanosoma grayi, 519 nucleotides long. RefSeq lists its product as hypothetical. The record is from RefSeq and is a predicted model, not a curated record. NCBI's taxonomy places the organism in Eukaryota, Euglenozoa, Kinetoplastea, Trypanosomatida, Trypanosomatidae. The coding region runs from base 1 to 519 and encodes 172 amino acids. The transcript has a single exon.